Messenger RNA from Monopterus albus (swamp eel), 6552 nucleotides. RefSeq names its product regulatory associated protein of MTOR, complex 1 (gene rptor). Gene Ontology annotation, cellular component: cytoplasm; TORC1 complex. The transcript is spliced from 37 exons. Gene Ontology annotation, molecular function: protein binding; protein-macromolecule adaptor activity. The record is from RefSeq and is a predicted model, not a curated record. NCBI's taxonomy places the organism in Eukaryota, Metazoa, Chordata, Actinopteri, Synbranchiformes, Synbranchidae. Gene Ontology annotation, biological process: regulation of autophagy; TORC1 signaling; cellular response to amino acid stimulus.
GUGUAGUUUUAGUGGAGUUAGUCUGUGUUUAUAUUUUGGUGUGUGACGACUCACUGGCGGUGACGUUUCAUGACGGGCUCUUCGCCCCAACAGUGCAUUCUGGGUCCAUCCCAAGAUGGCUGCGCCCUUGGAGUAGUGCUGAAGAAGUGUCUCUCUGGGGGGGGAUUCUCGGGUUUGUGUGUGAUUUCCGCCAAUAUUGUUGCACCUUAUAAGCCCCCAGGGCUGCCGGUUUGUUGGAGAAGACUAUACGACCCCAGCCAUCGGCUGUGGACACUGCCCUACAGUUUUCUGACCAGGAUUGUUUGCGCCACCGUAUCGGUCAUCGUUCGGAGACGGAGUGGUUCCCCUUCCCGGGUUGAUACUUCCACCGCACCAAGGGCCCUGAUGAAAAUGGACUCAGACUUACUUCAUUCACCAGCUGUGGGCCUUGCUGAGGAAGAAGAGGCUGACAUGAAUGACUGGAAACUUCCCCUGGCCUUCAUGAAGAAGCGGCACUUGGAGAAGAUUGAGGGGUCCAAGGCUUUAGCACAGAGCUGGAGGAUGAAGGACAGGAUGAAGACUGUGAGUGUGGCACUGGUGUUGUGUCUCAAUGUAGGAGUGGACCCUCCUGAUGUGGUCAAGACCUCGCCUUGUGCCAGACUGGAGUGCUGGAUAGAUCCUCUGUCUAUGAGUCCACAGAAAGCCCUGGAGACCAUCGGGGCCAAUCUGCAGAAGCAAUAUGAAAACUGGCAACCUAGGGCACGUUACAAGCAGAGUCUGGACCCCACAGUGGACGAGGUGAAGAAGCUGUGCACGUCGCUGAGACGCAACGCCAAGGAGGAGCGAGUCCUCUUCCACUACAAUGGUCACGGUGUGCCACGACCUACUGUUAAUGGAGAGAUCUGGGUUUUUAAUAAGAACUACACCCAGUACAUCCCGCUGUCCAUUUACGACCUACAGACGUGGAUGGGGAGCCCGUCCAUUUUUGUCUACGACUGCUCCAACGCAGGAAUCAUUGUGAAGUCGUUCAAACAGUUCGCCCUACAGAGAGAACAGGAGCUGGAGGUGGCGGCCAUCAAUCCGAGUCACCCACUCGCCCAGAUGCCCCUGCCUCCCUCCAUGAAGAACUGCAUCCAGCUGGCUGCCUGUGAGGCCAGCGAGCUCCUGCCCAUGAACCCCGACCUCCCAGCUGAUCUCUUCACCUCCUGCCUCACUACACCCAUUAAGAUCGCCCUCCGAUGGUUUUGUAUGCAGAAGAGUGCCAAGUUGGUGCCAGGGGUGACUUUAGACCUUAUUGAGAAGAUUCCUGGCAGGCUCAAUGACAGGCGCACGCCCCUUGGAGAACUCAACUGGAUCUUUACGGCCAUCACUGACACGAUUGCCUGGAAUGUGCUGCCGAGAGAUUUGUUCCAGAAGUUGUUUCGUCAGGACCUGCUGGUGGCCAGCUUGUUCCGCAAUUUCCUCUUAGCAGAGAGGAUAAUGAGGUCAUACAACUGUACACCGGUUAGCAGCCCCCGCCUGCCCCCAACAUACAUGCACACUAUGUGGCAAGCGUGGGACCUGGCUGUGGACAUCUGCCUCUCUCAGCUGCCUACCAUCAUCGAGGAGGGCACCGCCUUCAGACACAGUCCUUUCUUUGCGGAGCAGCUGACGGCGUUUCAGGUGUGGUUGACGAUGGGGGUCUUCCCCCGGCCUCCUCCUCACAGUUGACCUCUGACCUCUGUUCUCUUUCAGGUUCUCCUGAGUCAGGUGCACCGGCUACGAGCGCUCGACCUGCUUGGGCGGUUUCUGGAUCUGGGACCCUGGGCUGUCAGUCUGGCCCUGUCUGUCGGAAUCUUCCCCUAUGUAUUAAAGCUGCUCCAGAGCUCAGCCAGAGAGCUGCGACCGCUUCUGGUUUUCAUCUGGGCUAAAAUCUUGGCUGUGGACAGUUCAUGUCAAGCUGACCUGGUGAAAGACAACGGGCACAAGUAUUUCUUGUCGGUGUUGGCAGACAAUUACAUGCCAGCUGAGCAUCGAACAAUGGCUGUCUUCAUAUUAGCUGUUAUUGUCAACAGCUACAACAUAGGACAGGAGGCUUGUUUACAGGGCAACCUAAUAGCCACCUGCCUGGAGCAGCUGUCAGACCCCCACCCCCUGCUCCGCCAGUGGGUGGCCAUUUGCCUGGGCCGCAUCUGGCAGAACUUUGACCCGGCACGCUGGUGUGGAGUCCGGGACAGUGCCCACGAGAAGCUCUACACCCUUCUAUCGGAUCCCAUCCCCGAGGUGAGGUGUGCAGCUGUCUUUGCUCUGGGCACGUUUGUGGGGAACUCUGCUGAGAGGACAGACCACUCCACCACCAUCGACCACAACGUAGCCAUGAUGCUGGCCCAACUCAUCAACGAUGGCAGCCCUGUGGUCCGCAAGGAGCUGGUGGUAGCACUGAGUCACCUGGUGGUCCAGUAUGAAAGCAACUUCUGUACUGUUGCCCUCCAGUUUAUAGAAGAAGAGAAGAACUACACAGUGCCAUCACCAGCCAACACUGCAGAACCCGGUAACCUGACUCCAGUAAGGGACAGCCCUGCCAUCCCACGCCUGCGAUCGGUAAACUCCUACACCAACAUCCGAGCUGCAACCACAGCCCGCAACCUGAACAAGAGUCUACAGAACCUCAACCUCAAUGAAGAGGGUGGACCAGCAGCCUUCUCUCCUGGUAACUUGAGCACCAGCAGCAGUGCCAGCAGCACCCUGGGGAGCCCCGACAAUGACGAGUACAUCCUUUCCUUCGAGACAAUCGACAAAAUGCGAAGGGUGUCAUCAUAUUCUUCCCUCAACUCCCUCAUAGGUGUGUCCUUCAACAGUGUUUACACUCAGAUCUGGAGAGUGUUGCUACAUCUUGCUGCAGACCCAUUUCCUGAAGUGUCGGAUCUGGCCAUGAAGGUUCUCAACAGCAUCGCAUACAAAGCAACAAUGAAUGCUCGGCCUCAGAGGAUCCUGGACUCUGGAUCUCUCACGCAGUCGGCCCCAGCCAGCCCUACCAGCAAGGGCAUACACAUCCACCAGGCUGGUGGGUCACCUCCCAUGCCCAGCGCCAGCAGCUCCAGUCUGACCAAUGAGGUGCCCAAACCCCCGGCCAGAGAGCAGCCAGCCACACGGCCACCCUACACCCCUACACUGGGAGGACAGGCACCCCAUUCCCACCAGUUCCCCCGCACACGCAAGAUGUUCGACAAGGGCCCAGAGCAGGCAGGUGAGGAUGGGGACGAGCCAGGUGGUCACAGGAACUACAUCAGUCCUGCGCUCCAGACAGGCCUGUGCGACUGGAGUGCAAAGUAUUUUGCUCAGCCUGUUAUGAAGAUCCCAGAGGAGCAUGACUUGGAGAGUCAGGUGAGGAUGGAGCGGCAGUGGAGGUUUCUAAGAAAUGCUCGUGUGAGAAGGCAGAGCCGAAGCAUCACACAAAGAGGUGUUUCCCGUCUGGAUGAUCAAAUUUUCAUCAACCGCAACCCUGGAGUACCUUCGGUUGUGAAGUUCCACCCCUUCAACACUUGCAUCGCUGUAGCAGACAAGGACAGCAUCUGUUUCUGGGACUGGGAGAAGGGUGAGAGGCUGGACUACUUCUACAAUGGAAACCCUCGUUACACUCGCAUCACAGCCAUGGAGUACCUGAACGGACAUGACUGCUCACUACUGCUCACUGCAACAGAUGAUGGUGCAUUACGCAUCUGGAAGAACUUUGCUGACCAGAAGAACCCAGAAAUGGUGACGGCGUGGCAGGGCCUUUCUGACAUGCUGCCCACUACCCGAGGAGCAGGCAUGGUUGUGGACUGGGAGCAGGAGACAGGGCUCCUCAUGACGUCUGGAGAUGUCAGAGUCAUCAGGAUCUGGGAUGCUGACAGGGAGAUGAAGGUCCAGGACAUCCCAACAGGAGCAGACAGCUGCGUCACCAGCCUGUCCUGUGACUCCCAGAGCUCUCUCAUCGUUGCUGGUCUCGGUGAUGGAUCUGUGCGUGUCUUCGACAGGAGGAUGGGUCCAAAUGAAUGUCGGGUGAUGACCUACAGGGAGCAUGGAGCCUGGGUGAUCAAAGCCCAUCUACAGAGGGAGACAGAUGGACAUAUCAUCAGUGUCAGUGUUAACGGAGACGUUCGAUUCUUUGAACCGCGGUCGCCAGACUCCAUCAAUGUGCUUCAGACGGUAAAGGGGUUAACAGCCCUGGACAUCCACCCACAGGCUAAUCUGCUUGCCUGUGGAUCAAUGAACCAGUUCAUAGCAGUCUACAACACUAACGGCGAUGUGAUCAGCAACAUAAAGUACUAUGAUGGCUUCAUGGGACAAAGGAUUGGGGCUAUCAGCUGUUUAGCCUUCCAUCCUCACUGGCCCCAUUUGGCAGUCGGCAGCAAUGACUACUACAUGUCCAUCUAUUCAGCAGAGAAGAGGCUCAGAUAACACACCAGCAUUAACCCCCCGCCCCCCACCAAAUCACCACAUAUGACUUCUGACCCUGAGCCACGAGCUCCAGGGUGUAAAUAAAUGUUUUGUUGUACAUAUGCAACUACCACUCUGAAUGUUCUAGUGAUGGCUGCUGACAAAAACUCAUGCUAUGAACAAUUAUAUAUAUGUCAUCAUCAUAUUAUUAUUAUUAUUAUCAUUGUGUAUUCAUAUUCUUAUUAUGAAGCUAAUGAUUGUAGACUUGGCUGUGCUGAGGAGUGCAUAUAUUUAAAUAGCAUAUACAGAAGAAGAGAGGUUCUAUUUUAAAAAAAAGUGGUACCCACUGAUGACCUGGGCUCCUCCUCACCCCUCGGGAAGCUUCGCUACCUGAAUGAACUGGGACCCACACCAGAUGUGGAGAGUGAGGGGCCACCCAGGAGAAAGCAUUCACUGAUGCAGGAGACACAGACCCACCCUCCACUGGGCCCCAGUGUGUUUAAAAAUGAAUUUUAAUGGCUGACUCUCAGCCAAAGGACAGGUGUUUUGCUGUACUUUGCUACAUCGGAGUCAAGAUGUUCAUAAGGACACGCCCAGAGAUAUUGGACUGUGCUCAUUCUUGCUUGACUCGUUGAUGAGUGUAUGUUUGUGUGUGUGUGUGUGUGUGUGUGUGUGUGUUAAAAUGAAUUGCAGCACAGACGUGCCCCACGGGGGGGCUUCAUAGCCCUGAGGUUUCAUGCCCAAAAAGCCACCUGUUCCCAUGCUAGGACUCUCCUUGCUACCUUGACCCAGGGUGCCAUAUUUUCCAUGUGAGCCCUUUGUAGUGGCUCAGAGGGGUGUUUUUGUUGGUUCUUUGUUGUUUUGUUUUGUUUUUUUACUUAUAAUAAGGGAAAACCUCCUUUGCCCCUAGGAUGAUACACACCCUCAUAUCUAGCACGGUGAGAGGAGGCUGGGAUUGCUACAAACGAAGCACCCAGUCGUACAGGGAGCCUGCGGACCUGCCUGCUCUGCUAAGCAAUAAAAACUCCCUUUGAUUCAGCUUCAAGCUCCUUCCCCCAUGUUUCCAAUAGAAACACCAGCUAUCAGCCUUCAUUUUCAGGUGAUAGCAGCAUCGCAUGCCAUGAAUAGUUUGAGAUAAUUGUAGCAGCCCAGGACCCCGGCCUGAAGCACCCAGAGGUGCCACUCUACAGCAAUACAAACACACCCAUUUCCAUUCAAAACACUGUCAUUCCUUGGAGUGUCUCUUGACAUACUUAGAGUAACAAAUGACUGUUUUUUACCCCAUCUGCACACUUCAGUGACAGGAAAGAUAUCAAUUAAAUAGAUUUUCCUGCCAUUGUCUAAAGGUUCUGCUGAUGCACACGUCCACAUCCUCCCCGUGUGGAAUGUACAGUAAAGAAUCCAAAGAAGCUCAACAAAUCCUUGUUUUUGACACUAGUCCCAUCUGUUGUUUGUUUGCUCCUUACAGUCUGUGUCCUUCUGGUGACUGGAAAGUAUAAAUAGAAGCUUACUUAUUUCCAAAUAGUCUGGACACCUUUCAGGUUUAGGUGAUGUGGCUCUUCACAACCAAGGAUCGUCUGUCACACCACAAUUUGGACGGUUUCUCAUUUUAAGAAAUCCUUCUACAAGGUUUCCCCUUUUAGACUUCGUUUCAUUUUUACUGCCAGAUUUGUAUGGUUUGAUUCUGUUUAAGAAAGUUGGAGGCAUAAAAUGUGCAGCACGUUAAGGUGGAGGUGUAGGAGCUGUGGCAUUCCCUGUAACCCUGUACCUGCUCGUGCACGCUGCUUUGGUCAGUGUUCCAAAUCUCACCCAGGUCCUCCUCCGCAGUGUCUGCAGUGUGGUAGACCAAUGGUUGUGAUCCCAUGACCUGGUGCAGAGAUUGUGGAAAUGUGUUUUCAAAUCAUGUUAAUGUAAAUGACAUUGUGGUGCUGUUUGGUUAAGUAGGCCUCUGAUUUAGAACAAAGGCUCUGACUGUGGUUUGUUUUUUGUUUGUGUGGUAUCACCAUCAACGUGCCCCUUCUCUGGGGCCGCAGCUUUGCUUGUUCAGCUUAUUUUAAUUUCAUUUUGUGUUUUAUAAUUUUGUGUUUUUAAAUCUGCCAGAUUUUAGUUGCCUUGGCCUCAGUGAGGUGACAGGAAAAAAAUGUGCAGACAGCCCUACCCUUCCCUCACACACAC